Podospora bellae-mahoneyi is the source of this 4188-nucleotide messenger RNA. RefSeq lists its product as uncharacterized. Gene Ontology annotation, molecular function: ADP binding. NCBI's taxonomy places the organism in Eukaryota, Fungi, Ascomycota, Sordariomycetes, Sordariales, Podosporaceae. The transcript is spliced from 4 exons. Bases 1 to 4188 code for a protein of 1395 amino acids. The record is from RefSeq and is a predicted model, not a curated record.
AUGAGCGGGCGUGACCAACUCGAAGGCAAAAUCACCCUGCCCCCCUCCCGCUACGAGUUCACAACUGUCUACGCCCACCCCCUCGCAAAAGCAGACAUCGUCCUCGUCCACGGCCUCAACGGCGACCCCCUCAAGACUUGGACCUCGCGCGAAAACGGCGUCUACUGGCCCGUCGACCUCUUGCCUGCCGCACUCAAAGACCAACAUGCGAAUAUCCUCGUCUAUGGGUACAACGCCGAUGUGUACUCCUCCCGCAAAACGCCUAACCGAUCCCCGUCAGAUAACUUCAUCCACCAGCACGCUCAGUCACUCAUCACCUCUUUGACUCACCACCGCAAGGCCGACGGGACGGAACGUAACCCCAUCAUCUGGGUUGCCCAUAGUCUAGGGGGCAUACUGGUCAAGAGGGCGUUGCUCUACUCCAAUGAUGUGAGAGCCCAUCACCAGGAGGAUUUCAGAUCCGUUUUUGUCAGCACAUACGGUAUCAUCUUCCUGGGGACACCACAUAACGGCUCCGACAUCGCAAUAUGGGGACGGGUUCUCCAGGCGAUGAGCGAGGUGGCGAUCCCGAGAAAGUUGUUUGAAACGCAGAGUGUGCUGCUCAAGGCGCUGAAGAAGGAUAACGAGGGGUUGCAGGAGAUUAAUUCCCAUUUUUUGGAUGUGUAUCAACGGUUUAGGAUCCAGAUGGUGCAUGAGGGGCAUACUAGUGAUGUCAAGGGGAGCAAGAUCUUGGUUGUUGAUGCUGCGAGCGCGGGGCCUCAGCUGCCGGGGGUGACGUAUUAUGGGAUUGAGAAGGACCAUUCGGGGAUGUGCAAGUUUGAGGGGGAGAAUGCGCCGGGGUGGAGGAAUGUGAGCACGACUUUAAGGCAGUGGGUGGCGGAUGGGGUGAAUUUGAUUCCGCCGAGGUGGUUGUUGGAGGAGAAGGAUAGGCAGUUGAGGGCGAGCUUGGAGAAUUUUGAGAGGGCGAGGACUUAUGAAAGUAUGCUGGCUUCGGGUGCGCAUCAGCCGGGAAUUGGCAACAAUAAUGAACUAGUCUCCCUCCGUCACCGCCCCCGACCCUCCCUCGUCGAGUCGAUAACCUCCUUGUCUUCCUCCCCAGCCGUGAUGAUCGAGUCCAUCCACUCCGACCACGACCACGAACCCGAACCGUCAUCACCAACAUCAGCUAUUACACCAACCCAACCCUUACCUCCUCAGCAACUACCACCCUCGGAGGAACCCCUCUUCAUUCACCCCGACCCCUUCCGCCCCAACAGCUUCUUCCUCGGCCGCACCGAUGAGCUCCGCGGCCUCCACGAGAUGCUCCAAGACCGGAAACGCCGCUCAGAGGGAACCUCCGCUGUCCUCAUCUCGUGCCUCCCCGGCGGAGGCAAAACCCACCUCGCCCGCCAAUAUGUCUUUACCCACCUCCUCGACUACCCCGGUGGCAUCUUCUGGAUACGCGCCAAAUCAAAGCAAGAGAUUGAACAGAUGUUUUGGCGGAUAGCCAAGACCAACUCCCUUGUCUCCCUGAAUACAACUACAAGGGAGGUUGUCUCGGCAGUCAAGGCCUGGCUGUCAAACAGGCGUGACUGGCUGAUGGUCUUCGACGGUGUCCAGUUCGACAUGGACGGGCUGGGGGAUUUCAUACCUGACGGGAGGAACACCUCGUUGAUUUAUACUAGCACUGAAAGAGCGGUGGCGUCAGAGCCGAGGUGGGAUAAUCCGCAGGUUAUUCACCUGGGGUUGUUGACGCCUGAUCAGGCGAGGGAGCUGCUGCUUUUGGAAAUGGAACGCAAACCGCCUUUUAGCCAGGAGGAGUUGGCUUUGGGGUUGGAGUUGGUGAAUGCCAUGGGAAGGCUGCCGCUGAUGAUUCACGUAGCGGCGCAGCAUAUCAAGGCUACGAGAGAGCCGUUGGGGCGGUACCUGGCUAGUUUCAAGAGCGGGAGGAAUGGGCUGGGGGGGUUGCAGGCUUACCAGGCGGUGGUGAGGCAGUUGGAGACGAGAGGGGAGAACGCGAGCUUGAAUUUGAUUAGUUUGUUGUGUUUUUGGGAUCAGCAUGUCCCGGUGGAGAUGGUGGGGUUGGGGAUUGGGAUGGGGGCGUUGGGGGAUAAAGUUACGCCGGUGAAGACGAGGGAUAGGGUGAGGGGGGGUGCGCCGAGUUUGGGGAAUACGAUGAGGGUGCUGAUUGCGUUUGGGUUGGUGGAGAGGAAUGAGGUUUCGGGGGAGUUCUAUGUGGAGAGUUCGGGGGGAAGUACGGGGGGAAGAAGCUCCUCGCGGCAGAGUGGUAGUGGUGAGCCGAGUUUGGACAUUCUCAGGAUUCACAGCGUGGUUCAGGCUUUCUUUAUGGAGAGCUUGCAUCAGAGGAGGGAGGCGCAUUUUUGGCUGGAGAGGUCUACAGCGAUCUGGUGUAAGAGUUAUGAUGAGGCUGACUGGAGGAUUAACUGCGGGUACGAGGGGCACGGUGGGUUUGAUGGGGGAAGGAGGAGAAAGAUUGGGAGGCUGCCGGAUGACUAUCGGAGGUAUUGCGUCCAUGGCGAGAAGUUGUUGAAGAAUGUCAGGAGGUUUGAGAAGAGCCGGAGAUAUCCAAAACCGAAUGGGAUGGACAAGGCAAGGGGACAGUUGGAAGAGAGGCUGGCAAGGAUUCGUUGGCAGAUUGAGCAGGUGAAUGUUCGGGGUGGUGAGCAUGCCUCGGAGGACGACGAUGACCAGGAGCCUGUCAGCGUCUUCGACCGUGUCCGGUAUGGCAGUGGGACAGAGUCGCAGAGCGACGGGACUAUCCAGAGUGGUGAGAGCCAGAACAGCUGGGAAGCUGAGUUGCGAAGUCCUGGACUCGAGGAGCUGAACCCCAUGGAGUUUCCCGUUACCCAGCUGCUGGAGGAAGACGACGAAGAUCAAGUGGCGCCAUACCCCAGCAUGGCUUCCAUGCCCGACAUGCCAGAAAUAAACCUUCCGGACCCAACGAGCAGCGACGAAGAGGACAGAGCAACAGCGGUGCCGCCGUUUCCCACCAUCAUGCCUUCAACCACAACAACCGUCGAUGCCGCCGGCUUCUUCGCGAAAACCAAAAAUCCCUCUUUUGAGGACCAUGCCAGGCCAAGUUCCUGGCGCGACAAAACCGUCCUCGCCAAUGCACGCGUAGCGCUCACCAACGAAGUCGCCCGGGCUUCCCUCCUAACCAGACGUGGUCCAUCCCAGUCACGAUGUCCCAUCCCCAGAAGCGACUAUCUCACAGCCAGAAGCGACGCUGAACAGUCCCUCAACAAGAUCAAGCUUUCCACGCCACCUCCACCGUCUGUCAUCCUGCCUCCUGACCCAGCCCCAUCUCGACCCAAAACAUUAACUCUCCUGGGCCGCAACAGUUAUUCCCUCCCACAAGCCCAAGAGUCACCAGCCCCCGACUCCGAGGCCUUAGGGUCGGAUUUCUCCACAGGUCUCAGCAAAAUGCUGUCCGACUCCAAGACCUGGACAGCGGCCACGGUGAAGAAACUGCUUUCGCCGUCAAGUUCACCACGCUCCUCCCUAUCAAAGCCAGCCCCCGCUCAAGAACGAGCCAUUGCCCGACCACCAGCGCCCAUAUUCAGGGGAAGUGGAGACAAGGGUACCCGAUCAGCAAACUCAAGCCCGGCGCACACCACCUCGCCUUUUCGACCACCGCCUCCAAUCAAUGUGAAAAGGUGGGAGACUGAGGCGGACCAUGUUAAUGACAGGAUGUCACUCUCGUAUCCAUCCAUCAACCUCCCUUCUCGACCACAAGGCUCGCCUCGGCGGUCAAAUUUGAGUGUUGCCUCUUCGCCCACUCCUUCUACGUCGCCAAAGUUGACGACAGCUACGCCUACCAUCCCAAGAAAUUCUCCUGCUCUGGUCAUGCCAGUGCCUAACUCAUCUUUCCCCCCGCCGCCCACACCUCCAAGUAGCUCACGAGGAAGUGUUUCACCAUACCGGGCUGCGAGUGGGACAGGCAGGGGAACGUCGUCACCACUGUCGACUUCGCCACCCAGAGCAGCCGCGGGAAUUAGGGUCGGCAACAGGCAAAUUGUUUCUUUUGCGAAUACUAACAGGAGCCGCUCUUUAAGCCCUGCUGAGACGGUGCGGAGUGGGAGGGGUGAACGGGGUGGGAGAAGUUGGGGCUCAAGGAUGAGUCAGGAGUCUAUUGGUGGCGUUGAGGGACCAGGUGAAGAGACGGGGUUGGGAAUAAUGGAUACCUGA